This is a messenger RNA of Striga asiatica, 534 nucleotides long. Lineage: Eukaryota; Viridiplantae; Streptophyta; Magnoliopsida; Lamiales; Orobanchaceae. The record is from the annotation of a GenBank genome assembly.
CUGAACUCGUCAGGACAAAUCUUUUCUCGCCGUUCGUCCAUUUCACCGGUGCUCAGAAUCUCCAGUCGUCUUCUCCGAGAAGGAGUGCGACCAACCUUGGCGUCUUGUGGCCAUCAUCGACCUUCAGCCCGUCCUUGGAACAGCAGCCCCGUCGUCGGUCAUCAUACUGGAAACAUCAGCCCUGCCAUCUCCGGCCAACACCCAUCGUCCGAGUUUCACAACAGUAAAAUAAUCUCCGGUCGAUCGUCAUCCUCGCGAGAUCUGGUCCGUCUCCAGCCCCACUCGAUCUUUUUCUCUGCUCAAUUAACAAAUGACCUCAUACAGCCGCAGCCCGUCCCACGUGCGGCCAUAAUGACUCAUGUUUCCAUAGCCGCACGCAACCAGCAAGACCGGCCAGACACGACUAAGAAAAAAAAUCCGGCCAUCGUGCAUCCAACGCGACCAAUAGCUUCUCGCUGGAAAGCCCUCGCGAUGGGAGGCCCAAGCGAAGCCCGAGAGUUCAUCACCAGCCACAGACAAAUACCCUCUCCAUGA